AUGGUGCGUCAGCUCCACGACGACAUGAUAGCGCAAGUCACGGACAAUGGAGCCGACUCAGAGGUAUUCGCGGUGGCCAACGGAGUGAAACAGGGCUGCGUCCUCACGCCCAUCCUCUACAGUCUUAUGUUCUCUGCCAUGCUGAUGGACGCCUACUGUGACGAACGACCCGGGAUCCGUGUCGCUUACAGGAUGGACGUCCAACUCCUCAAUCAGCAGUGGAUGCGAUUUCAGUCGCGUGUAUCCACAACUACCGUCCAUGAACUCCUUUUCGCCGGCGACUGCGCCCCCAAAAUCAUCCCGGAAGGGGACAAGCAAACGAGCAUGGACCUCUUCGUCGCCGCCUGCGACAACUUCAGCCUAAUCAUCAACAAGGAGAAGACGGUAGUUAUGCAUCAGCCGCCACCCGACGUUGCCUACGUUGCACAUCAACUAGAACGGCGCCAAACUGCAAGCCGUGGACAACUCACCUACCUGGGCAACAUCCGCUACGGCGGCUCUUGUACUCACCACCACUGCACACAAUCCCAGCGCAUCGACAAUCGUCAACCUCAUCACCGCCAACACCGCCCCCGCACAUUCACUCGCCGCAUGGGCCUUUUAGGUCACAUGCGUACCAACGAGAGCGGAAGUCACCACAGUUGCUAA
Messenger RNA from Spirometra erinaceieuropaei, 648 nucleotides. The record is from the annotation of a GenBank genome assembly. Lineage: Eukaryota; Metazoa; Platyhelminthes; Cestoda; Diphyllobothriidea; Diphyllobothriidae.